AUGAUCAUUUUUGUAUUCACAAGUUCAGAUAAACGAAUUUCUUGGAAUGAACACACUUUAUGUAAACCAAAACCUGAACGAAUAGCUCAAAUGUCAACAUGGAAUCCAACAGUGAAAGUCAGAAAAAAUGCAAUAGCUUUCUUAUACAGUGAUCAAGUACAGAAACUAGUGCCUAAAAUAUCUUUGCUCGAUAUACAGUUUCAGGAUAAUCUGUCUGCAGAUAUAGUUAUAUUCCAUACAGACUAUCCUGUCAAAGCACAUAUGCAGGCUAUUGCAAGUGUUACUAAACGUCAAGUUAUAUUUUACAACGUGGAUGAUGCAUUCACAUCGUUUCCAAAAGGAUUUGAUCCGUAUCUAGAAGAGCCAAACUGGAUGAAACGAGGAAAAUGGAAUUAUCAGCACAUGUGCAGAUUUUGGUUCAAACUUAUUAUGGAUAUUCCCUUAGUUCUUGAAUACAAAUAUGUAAUGAGACUAGAUGAGGAUUCAAAAAUAAUAGGAGCUUGGGAUGAUAUUUUUGACUUGAUGGGGAAAAAAAAUGCGGUGUAUUUUGGUAACGUUGAAGAAGCUGAUUCAGAGAAUGGUUUACCUGGUCUGAUGAAACUUAAAACAUUCACCAUUAAUUAUACAGAACUACCAACUGAUUCCUAA
Messenger RNA from Rotaria socialis, 648 nucleotides. The record is from the annotation of a GenBank genome assembly. Lineage: Eukaryota; Metazoa; Rotifera; Eurotatoria; Philodinida; Philodinidae.